Hevea brasiliensis (rubber tree) is the source of this 589-nucleotide messenger RNA. RefSeq names its product protein LIM1. Bases 46 to 378 code for a protein of 110 amino acids. The record is from RefSeq and is a predicted model, not a curated record. Gene Ontology annotation, molecular function: fatty acid binding. The transcript is spliced from 2 exons. Gene Ontology annotation, biological process: systemic acquired resistance. NCBI's taxonomy places the organism in Eukaryota, Viridiplantae, Streptophyta, Magnoliopsida, Malpighiales, Euphorbiaceae.
GUCCAUUCUUUUCAAAUAAUAGUAGGAAAAAAAAAAAGUAGAAAGAUGAAGGUUUCUGGUGCUAACAAUAAGAUCCUGCCACUUCUGGUUUUUGUGCUGGUAGUGACAGGUUUAGUGGAGCAAGGGAAAGGGCAUGCUUGUCCAAAUACUUUCUUCUCAGCACUUGUUCAAAUGAUACCUUGCAGGGCAGCAGUUGCUCCCUAUAGCCCAAUUCCACCAAGUGACGCUUGUUGCAAUGCUGUAAAAUCUCUUGGCCAACCUUGCCUUUGUGUGCUUGUAAAUGGCCCUCCAAUUUCUGGUGUUGAUAGGAACAUGGCCUUGCAGCUGCCUGACAAGUGCACUGCCAACUUUGAACCAUGUCAAAUUACUAAGAAGUAGGUGCACAGAGCUGCCUGAGUUAAUUUCUAUGGAGAGUAGUAAUGAUGCUAGUAAUAAGAGGAUCAAAGUUAAAAUUAUAUAUGUACUGAAACCACUGGUUUUAGCCUUAGAUUUGUUUUUUUUCCCUCCUUUUAUUUGUUAUUUCCUUUUCCUUCUAUGUAGUAGAAUCUUGGCCUAUAACAUAUGAAUAAUGAAUGCUUUCUUUCUUCUA